GAAAAAAAAACCAGAAAAGUGGGUGGCGUAUCCUGUCCCCACACCGACGCCAAAAUCAAAUCCUCAUCCCCAAUAGCAAUCUCCGCCCUCUCCAUCUCUGCCCUCCGCCUUAUCCCCUAUCUCUUCCUCCGCCACAUUUUCCGAUCUCCCCCUCCCACCACUUCAAUAUCCUCUCCUUCUUCUCACGCCACCUCCCUCGUCCACAGGAGGCCUCCACCCUCCACCCUUUUCCUCGUUGCGUUCCAGGCCUCCACCCUCCACCCUUUUCCUCGUUGUGUUCCAGGGUUUCCCCUUCCGAUGGUCCUGAUUCUCGACGUUUUUCUGGAGAUCUUAUGGAAGCCCUUGGCAGCCGAUGUCGCCGCCACCUUCUCAUUCUUCGUCGUCCCAAUCUGCGUUGCCGUCAUCACCGGGGUGCUGCUUGGAUGGGCGUGGCGGCCCGGCUGGGUCACCGGGCUCCUAGGCGCCAACAGUGAAUCACGGCGUUUGCCGGUGGCUGAUUACGCGCGGUCAUCUGGCCCCAACAUGUUGGCGGCUGAGGCGGUCGAUACGAGGGCGGAUGAAAAGCUGAUUUAUGGGAGCCAGGAACCGGUGGUGACCGACGAGGAUUUGGAGCACCUGUUCCGGUUGGUGGAGGAGACAGACGGGGGGCAGGUGUGGCAGAAGAUGAUGGAUAAGUCCUUGCCUAACAUGACAUAUCAAGCUUGGAAAAGAGAACCCAAGACUGGUCCUCCACAGUAUCGUAGCAGCACUAUAUAUGAGGAUACAGCACCAGAAACAUUGAGGGAGUUCUUUUGGGAUGAUGACUUUCGGAUCAAGAAUGGCUGGGAUGAUAUGCUCCUCCAAUAUACCACAUUGAAGGAGUGCAUGACUACAGGGACAAUGGUAGUUCAAUGGGUUCGAAAGUUUCCUUUCUUCUGCAGUGACAGGGAGUAUAUUAUUGGUCGACGCAUAUGGGAGUCAGGACAGACUUACUAUUGCAUAACAAAGGGAGUGCCAUGCUCAACUGUACCUAGGCGCAACAAACCAAGACGUGUUGACGUGUAUUAUUCGAGCUGGUGCAUUCGUGCAGCUGAAUCAAAAAGGGAUGGUCAGAUGACUGCUUGUGAGAUUCUUCUAUUUCACCAUGAAGACAUGGGCAUUCCAUGGGAGAUUGCAAAGCUAGGUGUCCGUCAGGGAAUGUGGGGCUGUGUCAAGAAGAUAGAACCUGGCCUUCGAGCAUACCAAGCUGCCAGGAGGUCCGGCGAACCAUUGUCACAUUUUGCUUUGAUGUCACAUAUCAACACCAAUUUUGAUGCUGUGCGAUUGAGUUCACUUGAGAGCAGUACUGGUUCAUCAGCUGAUACUGUUGAAGCAGAGAAACCAAAGAGCUGGGCUAGUAACAUACCCAGGUAUCUUAUAGUUGGUGGUGCGGUUGCCGUCGCCUGUAGCCUUGACCAUGGUUUGUUGACCAAGGCUGUCAUUUUCGGGGUUGCAAGAAGGUUUGCAGGGAUCGGGAGAAAAUCAUGAUGUUUUUGACUGAAGGACCGUAAAUAAUACAUCAGCCACCUACCCUUAGCCCGUGAGAGAGUCGAGCAUGCUAGAGGUGCUACUUAAGAGGAAAUGUUCUGCAUCUUAUUUGAACAGAAAUUUCAAGUAUAUAUGUAGCUGCAUUUGCUCCCCGGCCUUCGCUAAUUUCUUAUAAUUCUCAUCAGCUGCCUUAACUAAUAUCAUCAUGCUAGCCUUCUUUUUUUUUUUUUUUUUUUUUAAUACUGCAUUGACAUAAUUAGUCGGUGACGGAUUUUAGGGACUACAAAUUGGGUCGGGUGUACAUGGCUAGAAAAAUAAAGCUAUUGAGGCCACAAAUUUGUACUUGAGAGAGCUUAUUCUGUAUACUGUUUGUAAGGAAAAAGUAUAAUCAGGUUUAUAUAUGUCUCAUGUGAUUAUUAUUAACGUUUUUAAUAGCAAGGGGUUCAGACUCUUUCUUGA
Molecule: messenger RNA, 1965 nt
Organism: Zingiber officinale
Lineage: Eukaryota; Viridiplantae; Streptophyta; Magnoliopsida; Zingiberales; Zingiberaceae
Product: stAR-related lipid transfer protein 7, mitochondrial-like
Exons: 6
Coding region: 298-1506 (402 amino acids)
Molecular function (GO): lipid binding
Source: RefSeq, a predicted model, not a curated record